Lagopus leucura (white-tailed ptarmigan) is the source of this 1613-nucleotide messenger RNA. RefSeq names its product integrator complex subunit 3-like. The coding region runs from base 377 to 916 and encodes 179 amino acids. Gene Ontology annotation, cellular component: cytoplasm. The transcript has 6 exons. The record is from RefSeq and is a predicted model, not a curated record. NCBI's taxonomy places the organism in Eukaryota, Metazoa, Chordata, Aves, Galliformes, Phasianidae.
GCCCCGUCCUCCGGGGCAGCUGUCAGCCCCGGUGCCUCCCCGUACCCCCGGGGCUCUCUGCCCCACAGGCCCCCAUAGCCCAGCACGGCGGCAGGGGGGGCCAAGCGUGGUCGAAGAGCAGCCCCCCCCAUCCCCACCCUUCUCCCCCGUGUUCCCCGCCUCACUCACGGGCCUGGUGACCCCCGCACAUCCCCACAGCCGGAGCGCGGAGUGCUGCGGGGGUACCGGGGGGUGCCCGUAGAGCCCCCCCAUCCUCCAGCCGGGAAGGACUGGGGGGGGCAGCCGGGACUAAAGUGGGGACGUAGAGGGGGGGCUUGACCUGAGAGGAGCCCCCCCUCCCUCCCCCCGCUUCGGGUAGGGGCUCCCCCCAGCAGCAAUGGAGAUGCAGAAGGGGAAGGGGGGAGCGGCAGGAGGAGGAGGAGGAGGAGGCAAGUUGCUGCUCUCCACCCUUCUGGAUGCCAAGGAUGAGUUGGAGGAGAGGCUGGAGAGGUGCGUGGGCAUCGUGACUUCGCUGACCAACGGGCUGUCGGAGCGAGAGGCCAACGAUGCCCUCAAUGCACACAUAUGCAAAGGAGCCUCCCAACACGAGGAGAUCUGCCUGGGCCUUUUCACUCUGGUCCUGACCGAACCCAGCCAGGCACAGAAGUGCUACCGGGACCUGGCCUUGGUGAGCAGAGAUGGAAUGAACAUCGUCCUCAACAAGAUCAACCAGAUCCUGAUGGAGAAGUACCUGAAGCUGCAGGAUACCUGUCGCACCCAGCUGCUGUGGCUGCUGAGGGAGCUGGUGAAGAGCAGCGUGCUCGGCGCCGACGGCGUCUGCAUGACCUUCAUGAAGCAGAUUGCAGGGGGGGAUGUGACAGCAAAGAACAUCUGGCUGGCAGAGAACGUCCUGGAGAUCCUGACGGAGCAGAGGUAAAGCUGGGACGGGGCAGGCGGGAGCUUUCCUGCUGUGCUGAGUGCAGGAUGGCAGCACCGGGCCAAGGUCUGCAGUGGUGGUGCAAACAGCAGCCUGCCAACGGGGUUUCCUAUGCAGAAGCCCUUUGUGCCCCCAUGUCCCCAGCUGUGUCUGCAGGCUGUGCUGUGUGUUUCUAGCUCUCCAUGCCCUCUUGCUGUGGGAUUCUCCUCUUUCCAUUAACCAGCCAACCUCAGGGGCUGCGUUGCACGAGGGCUGAAGCUGCCCUGCGCUGACGGUGCGCGCGUGGCUCAGAGCUGAUCCCACGAAUUAUUUUCCUCCUGAGCUUCCCCAGCCUGCGGGGGAGGUGUUCCUUUUCGGGGGGGAGUAGGACUGAGUUAAUUGCCCAAAAAGCUUCCUGUGUGUAAACACAGCUUCAGCCUCGCUGGGGCUGCAACUUCGAUUUGUUGGGGGCGGGCCAGCUGGGAAGCACGGUCCCCCGUGGGCUCAGCAUUGUCCCCCCCCAUGCUCAGCUCCAUCCCCGUGGGCUCAGCUCCGUCUCCCCCCCGUGGGCUCAGCAUUGUCCCCCCCGAGCUCAGCUCCAUCCCCCCGUGGGCUCAGCCCCGUCCCCCCCGUGGGCUCAGCAUUGUCCCCCCCGAGCUCAGCUCCAUCCCCCCGUGGGCUCAGCCCCGUCCCCCCCGUGGGCUCAGCAUUGUCCCCC